This is a messenger RNA of Triplophysa rosa, 879 nucleotides long. RefSeq names its product calcium binding protein 5a (gene cabp5a). The transcript is spliced from 7 exons. Bases 147 to 644 code for a protein of 165 amino acids. The record is from RefSeq and is a predicted model, not a curated record. NCBI's taxonomy places the organism in Eukaryota, Metazoa, Chordata, Actinopteri, Cypriniformes, Nemacheilidae. Gene Ontology annotation, molecular function: calcium ion binding.
UCAGACUCCUCGAGGAAGAAGGUCAACCCACUAACAAUUGACUGCCAGUAAAACUUCACUCUGACUGUGGACUGAGCACAGAAAAAGCUCAGGACAGACGCCGUUCACUUAUAGCACUCCGGUCAGCUAAAUCCAUACUUACAAAUAUGACUGCAUGCAUCUUCACACGAGGACACAAAAUUGACAGAGAAUUGGCAGAUGAUGAAAUUGAAGAGCUGAGAGAGGCAUUUAAUGAGUUUGAUAAGGAUAAGGAUGGACUAAUUAGCUGUAAGGACCUGGGAAACCUGAUGAGGACCAUGGGUUACAUGCCAACUGAGAUGGAACUGAUAGAGUUGGGCCAGAACAUUAACAUGAACUUAGGAGGGAGAGUAGACUUUGAAGACUUUGUAGAGUUGAUGGCUCCAAAGCUAUUGGCUGAAACAGCCGGGAUGAUCGGUGUAAAGGAACUACGAGAUGCUUUCAAAGAGUUUGAUAUGGAUGGUGAUGGAGAAAUCACUACAGAGGAGCUGAGGUCUGCUAUGAGUAAACUACUGGGAGAGCAUAUGAACCAAAGAGAGAUUGAUGCUGUGGUCAGAGAGGCAGACAACAAUGGUGAUGGGACAGUAGACUUUGAAGAAUUUGUGAGGAUGUUGUCAAACUGCUGAGAAGAUCAUCCAUGGUUACCAUGCAGAAAUAUAAAACAUGCAAAAUGCACACCUGCAAAAAAUGCAUACAAAUACAAACAUGCACAUGAAUAGUAGACAAUUAAUACAGUCUUGUUUCCACGCCAUAUGCAAAACUCUCAUUGCAAUACUGAGUUUUUUUGUGGUGGGGGGGGGGGGGUAAGUAUAGUUUUAUUACAUUAUGUGUUGUAUUCUAUUAAUUUACCCAGUCCGAUUA